UUGAAAAUUGAUAACCGUGAAAUAUAGAAUAAAACAUGUCUCAUUGUAAGAUGCAUAAUGUAAGAUUCUAUAAUCCAGAACCAAGAGCUAUUCGGUGUAUGGCUCUUCAGGAUAAUACUAAAAAACUGGCUAUAUCUAGGUCGGAUGCCAGUAUAGAAAUUUGGAACUUGAAUAAUGUAUGGUUCUCAGAACACUUCAUAGCUUCCACUACUGAAAACUUCAGUAUUGAAGGCUUGGCCUGGUGUGGAAAUCGUUUAUUCAGCGUUGGACUACAUGGUUUGUUGAUUGAAUAUAACAUUUUGAGACUGUGCUUAGGAAAUCGCUGGGCAGUCACUGGUGAAGCUGCAUAUUGUUUAGAUGUGAACAAAACCAAUUCAAGAAUUGCUGUGGGUACUGAACAAGGUUAUUUGAAUAUUUCCAGAGUGGAAGAAGAUGGCCUUUCAUUUGAAAAGUUCUUUGAUAAACAAGAAGGCAAGAUCAUUUGUCUAAAGUUUAGUCAUGAUGGAGAGUUUGUUGUGUCUGGUAGUGUUGAUGCAAUAAGAGUAUGGAAUGUUACAUCAGGUCAUGCCAUUCACAAAAUGACAACUGGUAGAUCAGAAACCAACAAAGCUACUAUUGUGUGGUGUCUAGAAGUUACUAAUGAUUUUACAAUCAUCAGUGGAGACUCAAGAGGAAAACUGACUUUCUGGGAUGGCAAAGUGGGAUCACAAAUUGAAAGCUACCAAUCACACAGGGCUGAUAUACUGGCUAUUUGCCUAUCAGAGAACCAAACAUAUCUGUGUUGUGCUGGAGCUGACCCAAAUAUCAUCACUUAUGAGAUGAUAAAUGUGAAGGAUGGUGCUAGAAAAUGGGUGAAGAGCAUUCAAAGAAAAAUUCAUGAACAUGAUGUGAAUGCCUUGAUUAUAUUGGACAAUAAACUCUAUUCUGGGGGAGCUGAUAGUUAUUUGGCCUGUAGUUAUCAUCCACCAAAAACUCUCCUCAAAUUGCCACCACUACAGAAUCCAAGCAUCCAGAUUUCUGCAGCUUCCAAGUACCUGCUGCUGCAGUACCCAAAACAUGUUGAGUUAUGGAGACUUGGUAGAACACGAGAUGUUGAAGCUAGUUAUAGGGGUUUCCUGACAUUGGAGAAGGAUCCAAAAAAAUUGUUGGUGCUGCAGAGAACUACCAAAGAUUAUGAUGGUGAUAAGGAAAGAGAAGGGGUUAUUUGUUCAUCUAUGUCAAAAGAUGGGCAAUGGUUGUUGUUCAGUACCAAUUUAGGAGUUAGUCUGUUCCAGUUCUCAUGUGAAGAUGAUAAACCAGUGCUUCUGAAAAUAGAUGAUUUAGAUGAGAGUGAUGUUCCAUGUCUCAGAGCUGUAUUUUCACCAGAUAAUUCCCAAUUGAUAACAGCUCCAAAUAUUGGUGGUUUACUAUUAUAUCAUCUUCAAGAAGAUAAAGCUUCUAUCUCACAAAGGAUUGUAGUGGAAGGUUUGACAGAUAGUGUUUCCUUCUUGAAUAUUACAAAUUGUGGGAAGUAUUUGAUAGUGGGUGAUGCUAGUAGUAAUAUAGUUAUAUUUUCUUGGUAUAGAAAUAAACAAUGGACACAUCACUGUAAAUUACCAAAAUAUAAAUUCCCACCAACUGCUAUGGCAGCUCACCCAACCACACUCUGUUUAGUUGUAGUAUAUUCAGACAAUAAGAUUGUUGAAUAUGAUUUGAAAAAGAGACAUUUUACAAAUUUCUCAAAACAGCUUGAGAAUACUGACUUGAAGUCAAGAAUGUACCCUAUUAGAAAUAUUACAUUUGACCCUAGAGCAGAAAACAUAAUCUUGUUACAUGAUGACAACAGUAUUAUAAUAUUCAACAAAGGAAAGGCACAGAAGUCUCCCAAAAAAACGAAGAUUCCAAAAGUUGAAUCUGCAGAUUCCGUGAAGGAAAACGGGGUGGACAAGCCAUAUGAAGGGAUACGGUAUCAGGUCAAUAAAAGAUACAAGCACCUGGCCCAUUUGGAAUGGUUAGCAGACGAUGAGAUAGUAGCAGUAGAAGUAAACCCCCUUGCCCUUAUGGAACAACUUCCCCCAGCCUUUGCACAAAAUACUUUCGGCAGAAAGUAAAACAGAUUAUAAUUUUAGUUUCGCACAAUAAAUCAUUGUUUUUA
Molecule: messenger RNA, 2134 nt
Organism: Phaedon cochleariae (mustard beetle)
Lineage: Eukaryota; Metazoa; Arthropoda; Insecta; Coleoptera; Chrysomelidae
Source: the annotation of a GenBank genome assembly